GGGCCAGGCCGAACUGUCCUAUUUAAGAAGAGGACAAAGGCGGCGCGCAGCUUGUGUCGUCCGCCAUUUUGUGCUAAGCAAGGUGGCAACCACGUUCCCUGAGCGACUUCUCCGCUUCUGCCUCGACCGCCCCUUGACUACAGAUAUGUCUCGGGAUCGGUUCCGGAGCCGCGGUGGUGGCGGUGGAGGCUUUCAUCGGCGUGGAGGAGGCGGUGGCCGGGGCGGCCUCCAUGACUUCCGCUCUCCGCCGCCUGGCAUGGGCCUCAACCAGAACCGCGGCCCCAUGGGCCCGGGCCCUGGCGGCCCGAAGCCACCGCUCCCGCCUCCACCUCCGCACCAGCAGCCGCAGCAACCUCCGCCGCAGCAACCGCCGCCGCAGCAGCCCCCACCGCACCAGCAGCCGCCGCCACACCAGCCGCCCCAUCAACAGCCCCCGCCUCCGCCGCAGGAAUCCAAGCCCGUCGUCCCCCAAGGCCCCGGCUCUGCGCCCGGAGUGAGCAGUGCGCCUCCACCGGCCGUCUCCGCUCCGCCCGCCAAUCCCCCGACCACCGGCGCCCCGCCAGGCCCGGGUCCUACCCCGACUCCGCCGCCCGCCGUCCCCUCCACUGCCCCCGGACCGCCUCCCCCAUCGACGCCGACAAGCGGAGUCUCAACAACCCCUCCACAGACCGGUGGCCCUCCGCCACCGCCCGCUGGUAGCUCCGGUCCGGGGCCUAAGCAAGGUCCAGGCCCUGGCGGUCCCAAAGGCGGCAAGAUGCCCGGUGGGCCUAAGCCUGGAGGUGGUCCGGGAAUGGGCGCUCCUGGUGGCCACCCGAAGCCACCGCACCGAGGUGGCGGGGAGCCUCGUGGGGGCCGGCAGCACCACGCGCCCUACCACCAGCAGCACCAUCAGGGGCCCCCUCCCGGCGGACCGGGACCGCGCACAGAGGAGAAGAUAUCCGACUCGGAGGGAUUUAAAGCCAACUUGUCUCUCUUGCGGAGGCCUGGAGAAAAAACAUAUACACAGCGCUGUCGGUUGUUUGUGGGGAACCUACCAGCUGAUAUCACAGAGGAUGAAUUCAAAAGACUGUUUGCUAAAUACGGAGAACCCGGAGAAGUUUUUAUCAACAAAGGCAAAGGGUUCGGGUUCAUUAAACUUGAAUCUAGAGCCUUGGCUGAAAUCGCCAAAGCUGAACUUGAUGAUACUCCUAUGAGAGGUAGACAGCUUCGUGUUCGGUUUGCCACACAUGCUGCCGCCCUGUCUGUCCGGAAUCUCUCUCCUUAUGUGUCCAAUGAACUUUUGGAAGAGGCCUUUAGCCAGUUUGGUCCUAUUGAAAGGGCCGUUGUAAUUGUGGAUGAUCGAGGAAGAUCUACAGGGAAAGGCAUUGUUGAAUUUGCUUCCAAGCCCGCAGCAAGAAAAGCAUUUGAAAGAUGCAGUGAAGGUGUUUUCCUACUGACAACAACUCCUCGCCCAGUCAUUGUGGAACCACUUGAACAGUUAGAUGAUGAAGAUGGUCUUCCUGAAAAAUUGGCCCAGAAGAAUCCAAUGUAUCAAAAGGAGAGAGAAACACCACCUCGUUUUGCUCAGCAUGGCACAUUUGAGUAUGAAUAUUCUCAGCGAUGGAAAUCCUUGGAUGAAAUGGAAAAACAGCAAAGGGAACAAGUUGAAAAAAACAUGAAGGAUGCAAAAGACAAGUUGGAAAGUGAAAUGGAAGAUGCCUACCAUGAACACCAAGCAAAUCUUUUGCGCCAAGAUCUGAUAAGACGCCAGGAAGAAUUAAGGCGAAUGGAGGAACUUCAUAGUCAAGAAAUGCAGAAACGUAAAGAAAUGCAAUUGAGGCAAGAGGAGGAACGACGUAGAAGAGAGGAAGAGAUGAUGAUUCGCCAACGUGAGAUGGAGGAACAAAUGAGACGCCAACGAGAAGAGAGUUACAGCAGGAUGGGCUACAUGGACCCAAGAGAAAGAGACAUGAGAAUGGGUGGUGGUGGAACAAUGAACAUGGGAGAUCCCUAUGGUUCAGGAGGCCAGAAAUUUCCACCACUAGGUGGUGGUGGUGGCAUAGGUUAUGAAGCUAAUCCUGGAGUUCCACCAGCAACCAUGAGUGGUUCCAUGAUGGGAAGCGACAUGCGUACUGAGCGCUUUGGGCAGGGAGGUGCGGGUCCUGUGGGUGGACAGGGUCCUAGAGGAAUGGGCCCUGGAACUCCAGCAGGAUAUGGUAGAGGGAGAGAAGAGUAUGAAGGUCCAAAUAAAAAACCCCGAUUUUAGAUAUUUAGGCUUUCAUUCCAGUUUGGUUUUGUCUUUUCUUGUUUAGAUACCACUUUAAUUCUUGGCAUUUUAGUAAGAAAGCUACCUUUUUAUGGAUGUUAGCAGUUUAUUGACCUGAUAUUUGUAAAUGGCCUGUUUGGGCAGGUAAAAUUAUGUAACGCAGUGUUUGAAACAGGAGAAAACAAUUUUUCAUUUACUUUUUUUUUUUUUAACUGUAUAAUGUUUCUCAAGUUAAUGGCAGUGUACCUUGUGCCACUGAAUUUCCAAAGUGUACCAUUUUUUUUUUUACUGUGCUUCAAAUAAAUAGAAAAAAAAAUAGUUACAAUACUGAUCUUCAACUUUGCUAUCCAUGCUUCUAUGCACAUUAGGCUAGGUAUUUCACUUGGAAAGCAUGAGUGUAUGUAGGCCUUGGAGUGGCAUAUGCCAUUUCUGGGACAUGUAACUGGAGGCUAAAUAUUGCUUUCUACAGAUGGUGCCCCCCACCCCCGUUUAAAAAGCAAUGCAUAUUGAAGUAAUUCGGAUUUGUUUGGUAUUACAGGAAGCAGGCUGGUGCUUAGCAUCUUUAAAUGGUUAUGUUAGAAAAGUUGAACUGUAAGUUUUAAUUCAGGAACAUGUACUAAGAUUAUUAUGGAGUGGGUGAAAACUACUGGUAGUGAGAGAAAAAGGGUUUGGUUAAAUGGGUCCCUUACGGCCCUAGCUAUGAUUCUUUCCUUGAAAGCUUUUGAAAAUGGAAGGAUCAUCUUGUUGCAUUUCCCCUAUUGUUUCCUGUUUUUUUUUUUUUAAAUCCCAAGCCCUACAAAUGGCUUGUACUAAACUUUUGCAUUUGAAUUAAAGAUUGUUAAACAUGGAGCCUUUUCAUGUAUUACUUCAAGUGAUUUAAAAGAUGGGAUUUAGUCGGGAAUUUUAACUUGAAGAGUUAAGGUUUAGUUACUUAACUAUAUAAUAGAAGGUUUAGCCUUAUGUACUCUUUAACAAAUACCUCCCUGUAUUCUAUUGAACAAAUGCUGUAGUCUGAAAAUAUUGGUUCUCUUGGAGAACUAGUGGUGACUGUUACCAAGUAGGACUGCCAAUAAUCUUCUCACUAUGGAGUUGAACUGUUUUUCAUAUCAGUCUUAUAGUGUAGCAUUAAACCUGGAGAGAGUUGCUCAGGCUACAUAGUAAAAAUACUCUUUCCUCCCACCAUAAGCUUGGGGAUGUUUUGAUGAUGUCAGUUGAUUGUCAACUUCAUUGACCUUCCUUUCAUUAGAGCAAGAGACUUUCUGACUUGAUAAUAAAGUAGAUUGUUUACUGUUGGGAGCUUGAUUCUUCCCAGUGUAAAUAUGUCGAGGAAAACUAACAGUACGGAAAGGAAUUGAAUAGCUUGGCUCUGAUCUUAGUUACAUUUCCAUUCCAGUCUGUACAUUUUAUAGAACUUUCACUAUGGAAUGUCUUCAUCCUUUUCACCUCUAUCUUUGGUGCUAAUUGGCAAAAGAAAUUCUAAAUCACUUGCUGAGGUUGAGUAUUGUGCUUGAGUACAAAAGGAGACCUAUUGUGGAAACAAUUGAGUAUUUCAUGCAUAGGAAAGUUGUAAUUUUUGAAAGUAAAACACUACUGGAUUAUAAAAAGCAUGUCAUCAAAUGGUUGUAUGACUGACAGGUUUAUAGUGUAUUAAGGGGAAAAUCCUUAGUACAAUUACUUUGAAUCACCAGCACACUUGGAAAUAGGUAGUUCUAUUAUAAUCAUAGCAAUCAGAACGUUAUUUUUGGCCCAACUGAAGUUAAUAAUUGGUGAUCCAUGAAGGUUUUCUGUAUGGAAACAAAGGUCUCGAUGAGAAGGAGCUCUUCUGGUUGAAUUGUAAUAGUAGGGACUAUAAUAAUGAGAAAACUGAGGGGUGUUCAUGGGACACCCAUGGAGGGUGAAUUGGAAUGUAUAUGGGUGGGGGCUGGAGGGGAAGUGGGAAAAUCUGCCUGUAAAAUUAAUGUUUCAGUUUAUUUUUCAGAUUACAUGCCUUUCUUUAUAAGGGAUGCUGGCACAGACCCCUAAGAUAAGCUUUGGUAGUAGUAUACCCUUGAAGAGUGGUGAAAGGAUGCUUAAAGGAUAAUUUCCUCAGAUUGUGGCUUUUGAUAGCCUUUAUUGUGGGCUCUAGAGCUGCUAAACAGUGUUUAGCAGAUGAAGGUUGCAUAGUGUCAACCAACAUGAUCGUGAAACUGUACCAAGGGUUGUAAGCUACUGAGACUUUCAAUAAGUCUUAUAUGUGAUGGUUUUAGCCUGCUAGUGAUUUUAAAUCAUCUUGAGCAGUUGAACCAAAAGCUAAUAGGGAAACUUAGGGUGGGAGGGGAGGAUGUCAGGCUGUAGUUUGGACAUUUCCCCUUUGAAGAAACCAUUUUUCCCUCAUUUCCUCCUUCACUUUAUCAAAAUUUUGUUUACAGAGGACACUUAGAAAAUUUCUCCUUUUAAAAUUAGAUUCUAUAAGACAGUAGUGUAAUAGGCAUGCUAUAAUAAGCUGAACCCAUUGACAUCUUUAUUUAUGUGGUGAGACUUACCUUAAACCCACCACUCAAUGUGUGUUGUACCACUAAUAUAAACAUAAUUUGGGAAAUUGUAAUGUUCCUGUGCAAUUCUUACAAGUGGCAUAUCAUGGCAGAUAAAAAUUUAGGUACUUGGCUUGGACAAGCCACAAAGCUGUGGCGGAAUGUUUUGUGGUGUUCUUGGACUGCAAUUGUGCACUAUUAAAGUAGUGGCCUGCUACAUAACUGCAUUUAGCCAGCAUUUCUGCAGUGCGUAACUGUGAGGAACGUAGUACCGCAAAUGGCAAUGGACAUUAGGACCCGGAUGUAGUAUUCCUGCUUGCUCCAAGAUUCUCAUUGCCGACUGCAUACAGGUAAGAAUGAUUGAUGUUGGCUGAUUUUGGAGUCUUAUUUACUUGAAGUGGAAUUAGAUGUUCUCAAGACAUCACACAACAUGGGCCAGCUAAGAAGGAAAGCCACAAAUUGUUUAGACUGACAAAGACUCUAGGAACAAGUGAGCUGUAUCAGAAAAUGAGUCAAGACGAAAGAGGAAUGAACUUGACAUUAAUAAAGAUAUUUUAUUUUAAAACCUU
Messenger RNA from Arvicanthis niloticus (Nile rat), 5324 nucleotides. RefSeq names its product splicing factor proline and glutamine rich (gene Sfpq). The record is from RefSeq and is a predicted model, not a curated record. Gene Ontology annotation, molecular function: RNA binding. NCBI's taxonomy places the organism in Eukaryota, Metazoa, Chordata, Mammalia, Rodentia, Muridae.